AUGAAGGCAUUCACUGCUACCGCUCUGGCGCUUGUCGCACCCGCGACUGCACUACUGCGCUUCCCAUGCGCUCAGCUAGUCAUCGACAGGUUGGAUCCGCUGGUCACACCUGGCCAGGCUCCAUCUCCUCACUUACAUCAAAUUCUGGGGGGUAACUCUUUCAAUGUUACCAUGGACCCGGAAAAGGACAUGCCAGGGGAGUCGACAUGUACAUCUUGUCAGUUCAGCGAGGACUUUUCCAACUACUGGACAGCCGUGCUAUACUUCAAAGCCCGAAACGGCACAUACAAGCGCGUCCCUCAAAUCCCCAACUCAGGCUUCAACGGCGUCAACGGAGGCAUGACAGUGUAUUACAUGCAAGAUGGGCUUUAUAACUUCCAGCAAACCUCCAAAGUCCAGGCCUUCAAGCCCGGCUUCCGCAUGUUCAUUGGUGACGUGAAUGCCCGUACCAAGGAAGAAGCCGAGCGCUUCCGCCAAUUGACAUUCACUUGUCUAGACAAUAUCAACACGCGUGAUCCGCAGACUCUUGAUUUCCCUACCCAACCAUGCAAGACGGGCAUCAUGACUGCAGUUCGCUUCCCCACCUGCUGGGACGGAGUCAACCUUGAUUCCCCAGAUCAUAUGGCACACAUGAGUUACCCCGAGUUCGGCUCCUUUGAAUCUGGCGGUCCCUGUCCCGCUAGUCAUCCCGUACGCAUGGGUCAGCUCUUCUACGAAGUCAUCUGGGACACAAGCAAGUUUAACAACAAGGCUGAUUGGCCUGAGGAUGGUAGUCAACCAUUCGUCUGGAGUUUCGGCGAUGGAACGGGUUACGCGAACCACGGCGAUUACCUGUUCGGCUGGCAAGGCGACGCGCUCCAACGUGCUCUUGACUCGCCUUGCUAUCAGAACUGUCCUACGCUUAAGACGCAGAAUGCUGCUGCGAUGAACAAGUGCACGGUUCCGCGUGUCGUGAAAGAAGAGAUUGAUGCUUGGGUUAAUGAACUACCCGGUGGCCACCAGGCGCAAUAUGUCAAGAAGCGGUGGGCUGAGUAA
Molecule: messenger RNA, 1035 nt
Organism: Alternaria burnsii
Lineage: Eukaryota; Fungi; Ascomycota; Dothideomycetes; Pleosporales; Pleosporaceae
Exons: 6
Coding region: 1-1035 (344 amino acids)
Source: RefSeq, a predicted model, not a curated record